Aspergillus melleus is the source of this 2364-nucleotide messenger RNA. It is a transcript of the gene KAR3, whose product is annotated as putative kinesin family protein (KlpA). Gene Ontology annotation, molecular function: microtubule motor activity; ATP binding; microtubule binding. The record is from RefSeq and is a predicted model, not a curated record. Bases 1 to 2364 code for a protein of 787 amino acids. The transcript has 6 exons. Gene Ontology annotation, biological process: microtubule-based movement. NCBI's taxonomy places the organism in Eukaryota, Fungi, Ascomycota, Eurotiomycetes, Eurotiales, Aspergillaceae.
AUGGAGAACGACUAUUCGACUCUGUCAAGAACAGCCGGGCGAACACGCAUUCCCGCCGGUCUGAAGGAAAUGAGCGGUGCUGGAACGAACUCGCGCUCAGGACUGCUUCCUCCGGGCUCGAUUGCCAACAAAACGUCGGCCGUUCCGCAACCCACUCGUGCGAGGAGUACCACGCAAGGCGCCGAAUCGAGUCGAUCCGGAGUUGCACCGUCGACGACAACACGUUCCGCUUCCGUCAUGGGCAAACCGCACACCAGGGCAAAUUCUUACGCCUCCACCACAUUAGGUCGCUCCGCCUCUACCACCUCCCGAACGACGAAGAGUGCCUAUUCCUCCACAGUCGGACCGAAUGCGCGAUCAAACCCUGGCGCUCGCCCGCACACGUCGAUGGCCACCACCCGAAGGCAGAAUGGCAACGCGCUACCCCGGCCGGCGACCUCGCUGGAUACCCAUAACGAAGAAGAUUCAAGGAUCCUGGGCAAACGAAAGGGCGUUGAUUGGGACCGCGAAUCGCGCGAAAAACUUAUGGAUGAGCAUUUCACCAUGCUCAUGUCGCGGAUGAACCAGACGAGCCAGGAAAGUUUUGCCUACAAGGAAACUGUUGAACUGUACAAGUCGAGAGUGAACGAGUUAGAAGAAUCUCGAAAAGAGCUUACCGAAUCGAAAGUCUCGUUGCGUGUCGAGAUCGAAACACUGAAAGGCCAACUAGCAACAGCCGAUGGCGCCCUUCGGGACGCCCAGAGAGACUACGAGAUAACCGUGGAUGAGAUGGAUAACCGGAGACGGGCUGAAGUAGAGGCUGCCAAGCAGGACAACAAGAAAGAAAUUGACGCCUUGAUGGCACAACAUCUAAAUGAGAUGCAAGAGUUGCAGCGACGGUUUGACCGCGAGCUGGACGAGGAGAGAUCCGCGCGCAUGCGCGAGAUUACCCAGCUCAAUUCGCAGACAGCGAUGGACAACCAACGAACCCAGAUUGAACUGGAGCGCAAAGAAAGAGAAGCGGCAGCGCUGCAUAACGACAUUCAGAACCUGCGACACGAACUCGACCGGGAACGAAAGAGCACCCAGGAUCUCCGCCAUAACCUCGACACGGCCAGCACCAACGGCGUGACCAUGGAGUCGUCCAUCCGAGCACUCAAGGCGCGAAUCGAGUUCCUGGAAGGGGGCAGGGAGGAGCAGUCCCAGGCAUUUGAACGAUUGAACCAGCAGAUGAUGGAUGCGCUCGAUGAAACCAAUGCGACCAAAGAGAAGCUCCGAAAGGAGGAGACCCUGCGCCGGAAGCUACACAACCAGGUUCAAGAGCUCAAGGGUAACAUCCGGGUCUUCUGUCGUGUCCGUCCGUCACUGAACGACGAACGCGUUACGGACGUCGCGCAAAUCCAGUAUCCCGACGAGUCGGACGACAGCAAGGAGAUCUGCGUCAUGGGGCCGGAAGAGAAGAGCAGCCUCGGCACGGUAUCACGGAAGAACAACACUUUCGCCUUCGAUCGGGUAUUCGGGCCCUCUGCCCAGAAUGCGGAAGUUUUUGACGAGAUCAGUCAGCUGGUGCAGAGCGCACUCGACGGAUACAACGUCUGCAUCUUCUGUUACGGUCAGACCGGUAGUGGUAAGACCCACACCAUGUCCUCGCUGGAUGGUAUGAUCCCUCGGGCUGUCCACCAGAUCUAUGAAACCGCCACGGGUUUGGAAGAGAAGGGCUGGCGAUACACGAUGGAGGGCAAUUUUGUUGAAGUGUACAACGAGAACUUGAACGACUUGCUGGGCAAGGCGGAAGAGCUCGACAAGAAGAAACACGAGAUCCGGCACGAUAUGCAGCGGGGCAAGACGAUGAUCACCGACAUUACGACCGUCCGACUUGACUCGCCGGAGAUGGUCGAGACCAUCCUGAAGCGGGCUGCCUCCAACCGAUCUGUCGCAGCCACCAAGGCCAACGAGAGAUCGUCUCGAUCGCACUCAGUCUUCAUUCUCAAGCUCAUCGGCGAGAACCACAUCACCGGCGAGCGCAGCGAGGGCACGCUCAACCUGGUGGAUUUGGCGGGUAGCGAACGACUCAGUCAGAGUGGAGCUACUGGCGAGAGACUGAGAGAGACGCAGAACAUCAACCGUAGUUUGAGCUGCCUGGGAGAUGUUAUUGCGGCGCUGGGACAGGGCAAGGAGGGCGGACAUAUCCCGUAUCGCAACAGCAAGCUUACGUACCUUUUGCAAUUCUCCCUUGGAGGCAACUCCAAAACAUUGAUGUUAGUGAUGGUCAGCCCUCUGCAGGCGCAUCUCUCCGAGUCCUUGACCAGCUUGAAGUUCGCCACGAAGGUGCACAACACCCACAUCGGGACAGCCAAGCGACAGGCGCGCGUUCGUGAUUCUUAA